Pimephales promelas (fathead minnow) is the source of this 6256-nucleotide messenger RNA. NCBI's taxonomy places the organism in Eukaryota, Metazoa, Chordata, Actinopteri, Cypriniformes, Leuciscidae. The record is from RefSeq and is a predicted model, not a curated record.
AGGGAGGGGUGGCCGAGGAGAGCGUUCAGAUGGAGGAUUAAACUGGUCCCUAUCCUGACAGCAUCCAGCACACACACACAUCCCAAACAUCAUCCACACACACUUAUCCCUCCCGUCCGAAUCAGCCCUGUUCACCUGCUCCUUCAUCCCCGGGCUGGCUCUCCAUCUCUGGACCGGACCGGUCCACACACAUCUCGCGAACCGGACCGGACCGGUGUCCUUUCAAACCACGAGGUGGGUGCAGCUGUCUCCGUUGUUCUUCUGCGUGCUCGUUCAUUCAUUAGACAUGUGUUUGUGAACCAUUUUCAGAGAUUCGGUGUAUUUUAAAGGGUUUAGAUUCAUUUCCAUUGUGCGCUCGCGCUCGCCGCUGUUCGGACAGACGGACGGUGAGGAAGAUUCAAAUCGGAUUAAGAUUAAACGGGAGAACCAACAAAAGAUUGUCCUUUUUUCUUCUUCUUUGUUUACUAGAUACACACACAUGACUUGUUCUGUCUGGAAUCAGAUGACCGGUAUGGAUUUGGACAAAUCUGUUCAACACAUUGGAUUGAGGAAACAGUCUUUCUGAGCGGAGUACGUUAGGUCAUCUUGGACUUCGCGUCGGACGGAUUGAUUUUAUCAGUUCUCAUUGGUCCUGAUGGUUGUGAGGGCCCGCCUCUGCCACCUCUCAGCCAGUCCACACAAGAGAGAUGUGACGUCCAAUCACGCGCUGAGAUUUCUGCGUUCUGGAGCUGUUAGGACACAAACCACACCCAGUUAGAUGGAGGAGAGCGAGAGAAGCAGAAGUCGAUCUCCUCGUCGGGUCGGCCGGGUCGAGCAGGUCGUGGGGAAAUGGCUGCGGCGUUCAAGAGACUCUCUCAGCAGGGAGCGUAUUUUAGGAGGCAGGAGGUCUCGCUCCGGGGAUUCGGGCCGGCAGAACUUCCCAGUGAAAGUGACGGUGGAAGUGAUCCGAGACUCUGUCCUGGACUCUCAUGGUUUCAGUCUCUCAGCACAGCUCCCCCUGCUGGUCAGGGACGUCACUGCAGGAGGCCCAGCAGACGGACAGCUUUUUCCUGGAGAUCAGAUCCUAAAAGUGAACAAUAAAGUGGUAGAAGAUCUUUCUCCUGAACACACGGAGCGGAUGAUCAGGGAUUGCCAGGACUCUGUAACCAUGACGAUCCUCAGAAAUAUGACGAAUCCCAAGUCUUCAUUCAUUACGGCAGAGAAGAGAGCUCGCCUGAGAAGAAACCCCGUUAAAGUGCGCUUUGCAGAAGAGGUGGUCGUCAACGGACACACUCAGGGAAACUCUCUUCUCUUCCUUCCCAACGUCCUGAAGGUUUACCUGGAGAACGGCCAGACCAAAGCCUUCAAGUUCCACAAGACCACCACCGUCAAGGACAUCGUGUUGACUCUGAAAGAAAGGCUGUCCAUUCGCUCGAUUGAGCAUUUCUCACUGGUCCUGGAACAGCAAUACAGCAUCACUAAACUACUGUUGCUGCACGAGGACGAGCUCAUACAGAAGGUGGUGCAGAAGAAGGAUUCGCACGACUACAGGUGUCUGUUCAGGGUCUGCUUCAUCCCACGAGACCCCAUGGAGCUCCUGCAGGACGAUCCCGUGGCCUUCGAGUACCUCUUCCACCAGAGUGUGGGAGAUGUGUUACAGGAACGCUACGCUGUAGAGAUGAAGUGCAACACAGCGCUGAGACUCGCCGCUCUCCACAUGCACGAGAAACUGGCGAGCUGCGGACAGACGACGAGAGCCUCCGUUAAGAGUGUUGUUAAGGAGUUUGGCUUAGAGAGCUUCAUCUCUCCCACCCUGCUGAGGAACAUGAGAGAGAAAGAUCUGCGGAAAGCUCUCAAUCACCACAUGAAGAAGAUCCAGUCACUGCUAGAACCACGGCAGAAGGUGAUCUCUGCGUCUCAGGCCCGGCUGGCCUAUCUGACCCAGAUGGCGGAGCUGAUGUCGUACAGUGGGAGGAGCUACAGCGCCACCAUGCUGCUGCAGGACAGGGAGUCGCUGGUGAGUUUGCUGGUGGGAGCGAGAUACGGGAUCAGUCAAAUACUAAAUCACCAGCUCAACAUGAUCUCCACCAUCAUUGACUUCCACUACAUCACCCGAAUAGAAGUGCUCUCAGAGUCUGACCGAGUCAGCAUGGUGAAGAUUUACCUGCAGGACAUCCAGACGAUCUCUUUCUCCUGCAACUUCCAGCCUAUUGCCCUGUUAAUGGAGUCCGUAGCAGCGAAAGACCUGUCCUGUCUCCUGGCCGGAUACUGCAAACUGCUGGUGGACCCAAACAUCAAUGUUUUUCGCUGGGGACCGAGACCUAAAAUGCGACGCAUUCCGGCGGAAGAAGGGUAUGUUUCUCGAUGUGGGAGCGAUUCUGAAGACUGUUCAGAGGAUGACUAUGCCAUGGAGGGACUGCUGGACACUGAAGACACUAUAUCCACUCAUACAAAUGAUGGAACGGAGGAAGGAGAGGAAGCCGAGGGAAAAAGCGAAGCGGAAGCAGAAAGAGUCAGAGUGAUUGUAACACAUCCCUUUUUAGAGGAUGAAGGAGACGAGGCGAGCAAGACAGAGUCUUUUGGAGAUGAGGAUUACGCCAUGAGAAUGGACGCCCUGUUGGAGACUGGAUGGUACACGGACCCUCGGGUCAACAGCAGCUUCUCCAGUCUGUCCAGUAACUCGUUGAAUGCACUAGAGGAGAGUAUCAAGGCAGCCAUUGGUGGGCUUGGCCAAAUGGAUGUCUCUCUGGAAGAAAAGCCAAGUUCUGGUCUUGUAUCUGGGGCCUCAAGUUUGGAUGUCCAUCACCCUUACCUCUUAGAGGUGUCAGAGCGUUUGCAUGACAGGGGCAGUUCAAACAAACCCGGACGGCCUCGUGACCUGACCUACGAUAAUAACUCAGGUAUGUGCUUCUCUGAACUCUCGCAAAUGUCAGACAGCUUGCCGAGUCCGCCUGCGGCCAGCGACGAUGCAUUGAGCGAGGAGGACGAUGACGAUCACAUUUCCACCAUGUCAGCAGAAUUUGAGGCAGUGUUAGCCUCCUGUACCGCUAACAGCAUAAAUGCUAAGUUAGCAGGAGUGAACUUUCAGGCUCUCUUCACCAGGAUUCACAACAAUCCAGCAUGUAGACAAGAGGGAAACAGCUUCCCAAAGAACCAGGCAAAUGAAGCUAAACCACAGGGACCAUCUUCAAAAAUAAAAGCACAAUUUGUGCUGAAGGGAACUGUGUCCUCAGAUGUCCCUGAAAAAACAAAAGGCUCUAGGGACAGUUAUUCAUCAGAGGAUGAAUUUUAUGAUGCCCAAGAUCGAUUUACCCCUCCCAUCACAGACCAAGGCCUCACAGAGAAAAGCUCAAAUUCUCAGAACAUGCAUCCUUCUCUUAGCGUUUAUGACCUCAAGGUUAUUGUGGACGAGAUAAAAGCUCCUGAAUUCAGAGCUAGCAAAGAGGAGGACAGUGCGGAAGCAGAGGACGUCAAAGAAAAACCUUCACUUGCCAACCAUUUCACCCCUCUGAUCCCUGAGUCUAAGAACCCUGAAUUGGAGGUCCAUCAGCCCUCAAUGAUUUUGCCCCCUAAACCUACACCUGUGGAGCCUAAACCUUUCUCUGCUAACCACUCUACGGGUCAGAAAGCCCAGCACUGCAAUGGGGACAUCCCUGGCCGAAAUGCUCACCUUCUGGAGAUGGAGCCAGAAACCAUGGAGUUUAAACCAGUCACGGGCCCUGGACCACCAAUGUCUUCCUCAAUAAUUACUGCUGUACGCCAAUCUACCCUUCCCCAGCAGAACUUGGUAGACCUGGAGACUCUUCAAAAUGGACCCAGACAUCAAAAUGGAAUAUCUGACCAUAUCCCAGCUUGUCUAGAAAAGAAGACUAUUCCAAAUCAUGUGGAUCUUGAAGGACUUAGUCAAGACAUUAAGCCAAGUCAGAAAGAGCCAACAAAUGCCAAAGGAACAACUGAAUUUGGGAAAAUAACAGCAGACAAAAAGGCUCCUCUACAACAACGAUCAUCAGACUCCCUUGAAACUAUAAAAACAGAAAAUAAAGUCCUCCAGAUUAACACAAAGCCUCCAAUUCCUCCCAAGCCUUCAUUCAUUGGUUUACAGCCACCGUCACUGGAAGUUGAUGCCCAGUUACAAAAACCUGGGGAAAAGGCAAAAGUUCCCCCCAAUGGUCUCCCACCCUCAAAGGAAGUUGAUGCCCAGUUACAAAAACCUGGGGAAAAGGCAAAAGUUCCCCCCAAUGGUCUUUCUCUACACCCCUGGUCUCAGAGAAAUGGUUCCAGUACCUCCCCACCCUCUACACUGAGUAAGGGUGUUUCACUUAGUCAUGAGAACCUAAGAACUGAACUAAAGGCUAAAAGCUCUACAGUCAAACCGACAAGUGCUUCAACCACUCCUACCCCAUCUCCAUCUCCCUUACCUUCUCCCUCAGUUCAGUCUGUGAAUAUUGUUCCUGAAGAUCCAACUCAAACCGGGACUAGUUUCCCCAGCAGAACAGGCUCGUCCGGACGUCUGUCUGCCACAGCCUUGCGUGGAAAAAUUCAAGAUAUGCCCUGGUACCUCACCCGUUCCCAAGAGAUCUUGGGGACAGUAGCACUCAGCAACACUAUUUCAUCAGCAGGUAAUAAAGCAACCAAUGGGACAGGUGUGAAUCACGAAUUAAAGGUGUCCCCCAAGGCCACUUCAGUGCCAUCUUUGAUUGACUGGAAAGAGAAAGAUGCUGAAGUAGUCAUUGUGAAGCUCAAAGACGGACCAGAGGAAGUGUCCACAACUCCCGUGAAGGACACCAAUGGGAAACCUCCGAUGUCGUCAAGCCAUCCUGACCUGAGGCAGAAAUUGUCCACUGAAGCCUCAGAGUUGCACCGGCAUUUUGGGACCUGCAAGUCCGAACAACCUCAAUCACACAAAGGCAACCCUUCAGAGAUUCGACUUGACAAUGCUUCCCCUCUGUCCUCUACAAACCGUGACGCAUGUGGCUGCCAUACAGUCUACGCCAACUGUUUCAGCGGAGAUACAGAGGACAACUGCGGCUUUGACGAUGAUCUGACCGUAUACGAAUUCUCCCGUCGAAACCAGAUCAGUAAACCACCUCAACCCACCCCAGGUGCCUCCCCUGCAACCCUCUCUGGUCCCUCUCCAAAUGUCCUAUCCCUACUCAGAGAUUCCCCUCGUCCCUUAUCCACAUCCUCAGAACUCAGUCCACUCCUGAUCCCGCCCAGACCCCUGGAAUCUCUGACUCUAGACCACUACGGACCAAUAGACAACCCCCUCAGCUUUUUGCAAGGCCGCCAUUAUGCUACCCGUCAGAAAGGUGCAGGGCUUAAAGACGGCUAUGCUUGUUUGCAGCGAGACAUUAAUGAACUUAUUUUAGUGUUGAAGACAGGACCUUCUACUGUACACCCUCCAACCCUCAAGGGGGAAUGCAAAAAUGACAACGUGAAUAGGCAUUCGCUUUCAGAAACCGAGAGAUGCCUGGUUCAGACGGAGGCACGAAGGUUGGCAUCGGGAUGCCAGAGAGCCACACGGGUAGGAUGGGCACCUGACGAUGCUCUCGUGUCACUCGGGAACAGCUUUGGAGCUCUAGUGCAACUUGCCUCAACCUGCAUGCGAGUUCCCUGUUCGGACUGCGGAGGAUGUCAUGGGGAUAUUGAUGCAGAUGAGGCGCUUGGGAAGCUUGAGGAGAUCGUGGACCUGUAUAAGGAGUUUGUAGGUGCUGUAGAAACAGCAAGAGAGGGCGAGGGUGUCAGACUCUUGGCCAAGCAGUGUACGGUUCUCAUCUCAACAGUCUUCUCGCUCACACAACUGUUUCGUACACGGACACCAGACAUAGACAAUGGAAAUGUACCUCUGAACUUUUAAACUGUACCUUCCGGGACCCUCUCAAGGGAUCGUAGCGAGCGAGCAGAGAAUUGUACUUAAAGUAGCGAUGCCUUUCUGGCAUCUAAAAACGGAUUGUGUGCUGGCACACAAGAGUAAUAGUAAGUGCCGUGAACACACACACAGUUAGCGAAUUAACAAGUGAGGACUGUUACAUGUUAACCUGUUUGUCUUGCCAAGUCUCCCUAUAAACGUACUGGAAUUAUGCAUUCGGACAUAGCUAUUUUCUAACAGUUCUUUAAUUCCUGAUGUAUGUACAGUCUGUAGUAUGUAUUUAUUUUUUACAUACAGUAUAUGUGCACCGUGGUUUCUAACUUGCCAUACCUGCAUUUUGUUUGUUUUGGGUGUAUGUGAAUCCCUACCUCUUGCUCUAACUGAGUUAAACAGUGUUAUGAAGCUUCA